Molecule: messenger RNA, 1234 nt
Organism: Brassica oleracea var. oleracea
Lineage: Eukaryota; Viridiplantae; Streptophyta; Magnoliopsida; Brassicales; Brassicaceae
Product: (+)-neomenthol dehydrogenase
Exons: 5
Coding region: 221-1111 (296 amino acids)
Cellular component (GO): membrane
Molecular function (GO): oxidoreductase activity, acting on the CH-OH group of donors, NAD or NADP as acceptor
Source: RefSeq, a predicted model, not a curated record
CGGGAAUCUCGGCCUCGUAGGUAGGCGAUCGUUGUCACCGACGAACGUGAAUCUCGUCUGUUGUUAUGUUUUGUUUUUGGCCACUCACCCUUAUCAUCGAGAAACAUCAAUCUCUGAGAUACGUGGCUCCAUUGCCUUCCACAUUUUUGUUGCAUGCGAAGAAGAAAGACGAGUUGUUGAGACUGUUUGUCUGAAACUCUGAAAGAAAAAAGGUACGAAAAUGACGGAGGAAACACCAAGAUAUGCUGUAGUUACUGGAGCAAACAGGGGAAUUGGGUUGGAGAUCUGCAGACAAUUAGCGAGCAAUGGGAUAAGGGUUGUUUUGACAUCUAGAGAUGUGAAGAGAGGACUUGAAGCUGUUGAAACACUGAGGCAGGAGAUUGGAGUUUCUGAUCAAAGCCUUCUCUUUCAUCAGCUUGAUGUCACUGAUCCUGCUAGUGUCACAUCUCUUGCCGAGUUUGUGAAAACCCAAUUUGGAAAACUCGACAUAUUGAUAAAUAAUGCAGGGGUUGGUGGUACAAUCACUGAUGUUGAAACUCUACAAGCUGGAGCAGGGAAAGUAGGUUUCAACUGGGAGGAAACUAUCACUGAGAAUUAUGAGCUAGCUAAAGAAUGCAUGAAUAUUAAUUACUAUGGACCAAAGAGAAUGUGUGAGGCGUUUAUUCCACUCUUGAAGUUAUCUGAUUCUCCUAGAAUCGUCAAUGUAUCAUCCUUCAUGGGUCAACUAAAGAAUAUAUUUAACGAAUGGGCAAAAGGAGUUCUGAGCGACGCAGAGAAUCUAACUGAGGAGAGAAUCGACGAAGUAAUUAACAAACUUCUCGAAGAAUUCAAAGAAGGAAAGGUUAAGACAAAAGACUGGGCUAGUGUUAUGGCCGCUUACGUGGUUUCCAAGGCAGGGCUGAACGGUUACACGAGGAUCAUAGCCAAGAAACAUCCUGAGAUUCGCGUGAAUGCUGUUUGUCCUGGCUUUGUUAAGACAGAUAUGAAUUACAACACUGGAGUUUUGUCUGUGGAAGAAGGAGCAUCAAGUCCUGUGAGGUUGGCUUUGCUUCCACAUCAAGAAACUAAUUCUGGUUGUUUCUUUUACCGCAAGCAACUCUCAGAGUUCUGAAUUUUCUGCAUGAGAAGUAUCAUAAACUUCCAAAAAAGUAAUUAAUGUAAUCGGAGAAUGAUUGUUUAAUCUACAUAAUGAUAUUGUCACAGAGAUUGAGCUAGCUCAAUCAACAUAUUGUUA